AUGAUCUGCCAUUCAAUGCAGUUUCCCCUCUGGUUCCUGGGACUGCUUUUGCUUACAUUCCUCCUGCCACCUGCAGACUGCCUCGUGGCACGAUUUGAAAUCAAUGAAGAGGUACCUGGUGAUACCCUUGUGGGUUCACUCAGCUCCCACCUACCGCCAUUCAGUGGCAACUUAGUUUACAUCAAAGUAAGUAAUUCCAAAGACGCUUCAAAGUACUUCCUGGUGGAUAAGUACUCUGGCAAAAUUACAGUGGCAGCUCGACUGGACAGGGAAACUCUCUGCACUUCGCUGAAUCGGCGGCAGGAAGAAAACUGUGAACUCAAAUUCAGUGUCAGCUGUUUGGCCGCGGCAGCCGCGGAUGACGAUGGACGUCGGGCCACCGGAUCUGCUGACGUUUUCGCUAUCGUCGACGUGAUUGUAGCGCUGAGAGACACCAAUGAUAACGGCUGUCUCUUUAUCCCUACUGACACUCAGACAGUCACCAUUCGUGAAGAUGCUGACCAGACGAAGGAAUAUCAUCUUUUUGUUAAUGCUAAUGACGGUUACGGGAAUGACAGGCACUCUUGCCGAUUGGCUGUCAAUGUGGAAGUAGAGGAUGUCAAUGAUAAUCUUCCAGUCUUCGAGAAGGCAGUUUAUAACGUGGUUGUGGCAGAGAACAUGCCAUUUGAUCAAACAAUUGUCACCGUGACUGCACACGACGCAGAUGCUGGUGAGUUUGGUAGAGUUUUCUACGUGCUAGAUCCCUUUCUGACCGACCCCAACACCCUCAGUUUCUUCCGUAUAAACGAGCAGACAGGUGAUAUAUUCCUGAAAAAUCGUCUCAACUUCCGCGACGCCUCCCGCUAUCAAAUGACAGUGCGUGCUAAAAAUCAGCUUCACUCCAGAGCCUGGACUAGUAAUAAGAACGAACCUGACAGUAUGCAGAUGGGCAGUACGCGCUCCUUCCUCACUACGGUGAUAGUCACGGUGACCGAUGUGAACGACCACGCACCCCGGAUUCAUAUCUUCUCCCCUACGGGCUCGGAGAAGCUCACCCUGACCGAGGGGCGGCCAAGUGGUCGCGAUGUGGCUGUUGUCAGCGUCAGUGACGAUGACGCGGGACGCAACGCCAAAGUGGACUGUCGUCUGAAGGAUCAGUCCAUCCGCGGAGCACUCGUACUUAAACCCAUGGAGAUUGAGGGCAUCAAGGAGGAUUUAAGUUCCGGUCGAAAGUACAAGAUCCUUACAGUUCAGUCGUUCGACAGAGAACAGCAUCUGGAGAAUGAAUACCUGCUGGAGGUAUACGAAGACUCACAGGCAAUGAGAUCUGAUAGCGGCUUUCAGAUAGGCAGCUUAAGGGCCACGGACACCGAUGCUGGGGAGAACGCUAAGCUGCAGUACAGUUUUGCGCCGGAUUGUCCGCUGACAUUUCAGGAACUGGUCAAAAUAGAUCCAGAAACGGGAGCCCUGCAUUCCACUGGACGUCUAGACAGAGAAAAGUAUACCCUUCUGAAGUGCAAGGCUAUUGUAACAGAUAGUGUUUUUGAUGCCGACCUGGACACCAACUCACGUGUGGAGUUGACUGUCGAGCAUAAAAAGAACACUUGGCCAGCACACACUGAUGUGGAGAGCUUCUUUUCUUCUAGCGCACAAGCCACCGGUAGCAACACCCCUCUAAAUGUGACUAAUCCGAGCAGUCAGAUCCCCUUCCUGCGACUGGAGGUACGGCCUUUGCGAGGUCGUCCAAGCGCAAACUAUGCCGCUAACUGGACAAUCCCGACCUCUGGGGGCAGCCUCUUCGGGAGAGGCGUCAUUGACACUGACAACUCUACGAGUCCUUCUGCGGCUAUAAUUAGAUUUAAAAUUCGCGCCCAGGACUAUGGCAGUCCUCGGCUUGCCCAGCGUGCGGCAGUGUACUUCGCCAUCACCGAUGUCAAUGAUAAUUAUCCAUCCUUCAUCUUCCCUCCUCCGAACGCUGUCAACAUCACAGAGGUGCGACUGUCCAUCAAAGAACCCGUCGGGUUCCAGUUUACAAAGGUGAGUCACAUGUUUAUAAACACGUAUUUGUCUUACGAAGUUGCUUUCAAAUGUUUUUGUGAAAGCAGAAAUGAACUAGGGCUUGCGGUUACGAUGGGCAACUAA
Molecule: messenger RNA, 2121 nt
Organism: Dibothriocephalus latus
Lineage: Eukaryota; Metazoa; Platyhelminthes; Cestoda; Diphyllobothriidea; Diphyllobothriidae
Source: the annotation of a GenBank genome assembly